Opisthorchis viverrini is the source of this 2364-nucleotide messenger RNA. RefSeq lists its product as hypothetical. Lineage: Eukaryota; Metazoa; Platyhelminthes; Trematoda; Opisthorchiida; Opisthorchiidae. The record is from RefSeq and is a predicted model, not a curated record. The annotation marks the transcript as partial. The transcript is spliced from 14 exons.
AUGCCACCCGAGGGAAGUACGAGUGUCGAGAAACUUCAAGACUGCCAAAGCCUAGUCAGAAGCAGUCGGGAUGCAGAGAUAGACCACCCGGCCCAGGUGCCUCGUCGUGUUAGAGGAUUGAUACUUCACGCUGGAUUUCUGUUGUUGACGGCCGGCUGGUGUCGCUGUUCCGUUCUGGCUUUCGGGCGCAGUAUCUGGGCAUGCUUAUUGUCUAUCGAUCGUCUAACUAUGAAUUCAACAGACGGAGCUUCGUGUGAGUCUAGUCUCGAGGCCUUUUCCUUGGGCGAUGAUGUGUAUGUCGGUAGUGGCAAUGAGCGACUUGGAAAGAUAGCGUUCAUAGGAGAGACGCAGUUUGCAGCGGGUGAAUGGAUAGGUGUUAUUUUGUCCACACCGAACGGAAAGAACGACGGCUCUGUUGGCGGCGUCACUUACUUUACUUGCCAACCGUCUUACGGUAUUUUUGCGAAGCGCCAAAACCUGCGUCGGUUUACUCUUUGUGAAAAGAGUCCAAUCCAUUUAGGUACAACUUCGGAUGGUGAUCGAGAGCCUCAUGCGUCCCCUAAGGCGUCCGUCUCACCGUCCCCUGUACUACCUGCAUCUGGCGGAUCUAGGCCGGAGACCCGACAGUCCCAGUUUCAGCUUGGAGACCGUGUUCAGAUAUCUGGAGGUCGUGUCGGAGUGUUGCGAUUCUUGGGUCCGACAGAAUUCGCUGCUGGUGAGUGGGCGGGGAUUGAGUUGGAUGAACCCCUAGGCAAGAACGAUGGGUCCGUUGGAGGGAAACGCUACUUCGCCUGUAAACCCAACUUUGGUUUAUUUGCGGCGGCUAACAAGCUAAUGCCUGCCGGUUCCCAAGUUACUGCGCGCAAUAGCGCGGGUGCAAACAACCGUCGUAGCCAAGAAUCCCUACUAUCCUACUGUUCAAAUUUGAGCUCUGUAUCCCGCUCAUACCGGGCUCAAUAUGCCCCCAGUGUUCAGAACCGCACAACUACUCCCACAACUCGACGUACAGGCUCUGUAGCUAAUAAUUCCGUACAAAAGGAACAGCUUUCUAAUAUCCAAACACUCCAGCGACUUAUCCGCGAAAAAGAAGAACACAUCAGCCAACUGCUAGAGGAGCGUGACAUUGAGCGUUCGGAUUUGGCUAAAGCCACGUUAGAAAGGGAACAGGCUGAACUAGCAGUAAUUAAUCAGCGGCACCAGAUCGAGCGGCUAAAUCAGCAGCUGGAGAACAUGGAAGCCGCACAUCGCAUACUACAGGAGGACCAUGAACAACUGUUGACGCGCCUACACGAGGAAAGAAAGAAGGUAGAUGAUUUACAGUUUCGCAUGGAAGAGGAGAAGAUAACCAAGUCCACAUUAGAAUCCCUCAAUGCAGACGAUGAGUCUAAGAUAUUUGAACUUGAAGAAGCCUUGAUGUUAGCUCGAGAGACGAAUGAACAAACUGAGGCUGAACUCUCUCGCGUUCGUGAAGAACUCGCUGCUCUUUUAGCACGGCAGGAAACAUCACGCCGUGAUUCGAAAAGUACCGAAACAACAGUACAACAGUCGGCCUCCUCCUCACAAACUGAAAGCAUAGAACAAGAAGAAUCGGAGAGGUCUCCGGGUGGAGCUCAACCCCAGACUAAGGAUGUCAAAGUGGGAUCGCCAAGGCGGAUGUCCUUACAUCAGGAAAACAUGGUUGGUCUGACCAGUGUGGCUCCGUCAAUUCACGGACCGGAUGUAGCUUUGCAAACCGAACUAGACCGUCUGCACCGUGAAAUCGCUGACCGAGAGAAAAUAGCUGAAAGUGCACUAAAACGCCAGGCAGAUGUUUUGGAGCUUACCAAGACUGAGUACGAAAAGCAAAUCAUGGACCUGAAUGCUCAAAUUACAGUUGCCUCAGAGGAACUGACGAAAUCACAAGCAGACUGUGAGGUAGCCAGAUCUCAUUUAGAAUCCACCACCGCCUCACUGCAGAAAGAUAUCGAAGACUUAAAGAAGAAGCUACGAGAUGAGGAACAGAAGUCCAGUGAGAAAAUAAUCUCAUACCAAAACCACAUCGCCGACCUGACUGCCGCAUUAGAACACGAGAAGAGCAAAACUUCAGAAGCUACUGUUGAACACCAGCUUGCCCUUCACAACCUCGAAGAGAAACUAAGACUUGUUGAAAGCCAGCUUGUGGACUAUCAGUCCUCUGUGCUGUCAUCUGCUGCGGGCUGUGUACAAAACCAGAUUGAUCAAGUUUCCAGCUUUACCGAUCCCAAUGUUGACUCUGUCUCCAUCCUUUCAAGACUGAAGGAGCAGGAAGCCAACUUAAAAAGUCAGCUGGAUCAGUUAGCAGCUGCCCGGGCUGAGAGGGAUGCUGCGAUUGCGGCGAAGCUAAAU